This is a messenger RNA of Ogataea philodendri, 1167 nucleotides long. RefSeq lists its product as uncharacterized. Lineage: Eukaryota; Fungi; Ascomycota; Pichiomycetes; Pichiales; Pichiaceae. Gene Ontology annotation, cellular component: high-affinity iron permease complex; plasma membrane. The record is from RefSeq and is a predicted model, not a curated record. Bases 1 to 1167 code for a protein of 388 amino acids. Gene Ontology annotation, biological process: iron ion transmembrane transport. Gene Ontology annotation, molecular function: ferrous iron transmembrane transporter activity. The transcript has a single exon.
AUGGCUAACAAAGUUUUCACGGUUGAAAUCUUCUUUAUUGUCUUGAGAGAGACCUUGGAGGCCGUCGUUGUUGUUUCGGUUCUUCUGGCUUUCUUGAAGCAGAGUUUGGGCGAUAGGAGUCCGGACAUCUACAAAAGGUUGCGGAAGCAGGUUUGGUGGGGUUCCAUUUUGGGAGUUGUUCUCUGUUUGAUUCUGGGAUGUGCUUUCAUUGGUGCCUACUACUCUUUGCAAAACGAUAUUUGGUCCAAGUCUGAGGACUUAUGGGAAGGUAUUUUCUCCUUGAUUGCAACCAUUUUGAUUUCCAUCAUGGGUAUUGCCAUGUUGAGAGUUAACAAGAUGCAAGCCAAAUGGAGAGUCAAGAUCGCCAGAGCCCUCAUUGAGCCUCCUGCUAGUAAGGCUGAACGGUUCAAGUUUGGUUACAUUGUCAAGAAAUACGCCAUGUUCAUUCUUCCGUUCAUCACCUGUUUGAGAGAAGGUUUGGAAGCCGUCGUUUUCGUCGGUGGUGUGGGUAUCGGUACUCCAGCCUCUUCCUUCCCUCUUCCAGUCGUUUGUGGUUUGAUUGCCGGUAUUGGUGUCGGAGUUUUGUUGUUCUAUGGUGGUUCUACCGUUUCUUUGCAACUUUUCUUGUGCAUCUCCACCGCUAUUCUUUACCUGAUUGCUGCUGGUUUGUUCUCCAGAGCUAUUUGGGACUUCGAGACUUUUGUCUUCAACCGGAAAACCGGUGGUGACGCUUCCGAAAACGGUUCUGGUCCCGGUACCUACAACAUCCACAAGGUUGUCUGGCACGUCAACUGUUGCAACCCUGAAACGGAUAACGGUUGGGAUGUGUUCAACGCUCUGCUUGGAUGGCAAAACUCUGCUACCUACGGUUCUGUUAUUGGCUACAACGUUUACUGGAUCGCCGUCAUUAUUGCGCUUGUUUUGAUGUACUACGAAGAGAGACACGGCCACCUUCCGUUCACCAAGAACCUGACCUUGGCCAAGUUGAACCCAAUGUACUACAUCAAGAAGAAGGGUAAGAACGAGCUGACUCCAGAGGAGGAAGAACGUCUUUUCCAACAGGCCAACAAGAAGAUUACCGAACAAGCACAAGCCUUGCAGGAAGACGAGACUCCAGCCACUAAAGUUGAGAACAUCGCCAUCCAAGACUCUUCGUCUUCGAAAUAA